UGCGAAGCAAGAUGUUCACAUCCAGUGUGGAGGAGCGCCGCUGGUUCUACCGCCGAUGUUCCUGGUUUCUGAUGGUACUAUGGAUCCUUUAUAUGUUGAAUGAGGGUAAGGAGAAACUACUGUUUGAUAACAAAUUUUUAACAAAAUCUUUCAUUGACUGGGCAUUUGAAAGUGGUGUGUACUGGAAUAUCAAUCUUCUUUUCAUUACUGUUUAUCUCGAUUAUUGCCUGCUGAAAGCGGAAAAUUACUUGAUUGCAUUCCUAGAAAGCUUCAUCGCCGAAUCUAAAGACUGGAAAAUGGAAUACGAUCACUCGUCGAACAGCAACUGGCUCUUGACAAUGUUGUACGUGGAAGUCGUCACACCGUUCUUCUGCUUCAUACAAUACUUCAAUGCUUUUUGCAUUUACUACGGGGAUUUGGAGGAAGAUGUGAGGCCGUCCAUCAACAGCCCUCCUAUCCUCAUUGCUCUCUGGGUUCUUACAACUUUGUCAUGUUUAGAUGCUUUCGUUAGAGUCGUUUAUUGGUUCCUAGCAUGUCUUCUUUAUCGCCACAAGUGGUUUUCUCGCUGUUUCGGACCGGACGUCUAUGAAGAGGAUUUGGAUUGGUUAAUACAUGAAAUCCAAGGUUUUCCUGACUGGGUCUUCUUCCUGCAUUUGUGGGUGCAAUAUAAAAUAAUACCGCUGAGCACAUCCUAAUAUACAAUUAGCUACCGAAGAUUUCUUACUUUUAUAAAAGAUGAAAAUAAUGGUUGUGAUGAACUACUUUUAUUUUAUUAUUGGUGUUAUAAUAUAAAAAAUGUUUAUUAUAUUGUAUUUAUUAUAUUAUUACCUUUAUUAUAUUGUUGAUUUUAAACCGAAAAAAUCAGUGUAUUUUUUUUCAAAUAUUAACAACAUAAUUAUGUAAAUUAUGAUAUUCUGCUAGAG
Molecule: messenger RNA, 923 nt
Organism: Nezara viridula (southern green stink bug)
Lineage: Eukaryota; Metazoa; Arthropoda; Insecta; Hemiptera; Pentatomidae
Source: the annotation of a GenBank genome assembly